CCUGGUUUUUUAACAGUGAAGAUUGGAGGAAAUUUCCUUUCCCCGUAUCGCACCAAAACGGGUGAACUCUUGAAUAUGUAUUUCAGUUAUUGACUGAUUAUAUCCUAGAUAGUAGCAGAGUACCGCACAACAGCAAUGAUAAAUACGGUAUUGUCUGUCCGGCGGCAAUGGUGGUGGUUUGUAUUUUUCUUUAAUUUAAUUCUCCGAUAAUCUGUGUAUAUGGUGUACAAUCGGGUUCAUGACUCUUUUUUUUUUAAAAAAAAUGGUAAAUAGAGCCGGACCUUAUUCAUGCGGGCUUUCUAAACUGGGCGACCCAAUUUUCUUAUACAUGUCCAUCCCUAACGCAAAAUCUCAAUCACAAAGACUCGGAGACCGUCGACGGAAUCUGAUUCUGGCCUGGGGGUCCUUGUUCUCCCUCGAUCUAAACCCAUUCAAGCAAAGGAUCAAGGAAGGCCAGGAACAAACGCCGGCGUUCAGACAGAUUUCAGGAACCCGACCAAUAACACCUCAACCAGCGACUACUGAAGACAUCCAAAACUAAGCAAAAUCAGCGCGAAACAACAAACCCUCAAAGAAAUGGCGGAGAAAUUGGCUCCGGAAAAGCGCCACAACUUUGUCCACAACGGUCUGAAAGUGUUUGAGUGGGAUCAGACUAUUGAGGAGGUAAAUAUUUACAUUAAUUUACCUCCCGAUGUUCCCACGAAGCUGUUCUUCUGCAAGAUUCAGUCCAAGCAUGUCGAAGUCAGCAUCAAAGGCAACCCCCCUUACCUCAAUCAUGACCUCACGUGUCCGGUGAAGACUGAUUCUUCUUUCUGGACUAUAGAGGAUGACACAAUGCACAUAACCUUGCAAAAGAGGGACAAGGGUCAGACAUGGCCUUCCCCUAUAUUGGGUCAGGGUCAGCUUGAUCCUUACUCAACUGAUCUUGAGCAAAAGCGUCUUAUGCUGCAGAGGUUCCAAGAAGAGAACCCUGGUUUUGAUUUCUCUCAAGCUCAGUUUAGUGGGAGCUGUCCUGAUCCUAGGACCUUUAUGGGCGGGAUCUGAUCUGGUUGACGAUCAUGGUGUGCUGCAAUAAGGACCUCGGUUAGCAUGCACAUAUUUCUCAACCAUCUUGUAGUAAAUAAAACAACUACUGUUCCUGUUGUCCCUUGAUAGUAUAGCUGCAUUCUCUGAACUAACAAUAUUAACUUCAUAUGAUGCGUUUUUACUUGUGUUUGGCUGUCCUAUCUGAAAUGUAAAAAGUAAACAAUUAAACUGUUUUGCUUUUCUCUUUCCAAUUUCAGCUGCCUUUCUGUCU
Molecule: messenger RNA, 1297 nt
Organism: Tripterygium wilfordii
Lineage: Eukaryota; Viridiplantae; Streptophyta; Magnoliopsida; Celastrales; Celastraceae
Product: nudC domain-containing protein 2-like
Exons: 6
Coding region: 577-1044 (155 amino acids)
Biological process (GO): protein folding
Cellular component (GO): cytoplasm
Source: RefSeq, a predicted model, not a curated record